This is a messenger RNA of Exophiala mesophila, 1158 nucleotides long. RefSeq lists its product as uncharacterized. The record is from RefSeq and is a predicted model, not a curated record. NCBI's taxonomy places the organism in Eukaryota, Fungi, Ascomycota, Eurotiomycetes, Chaetothyriales, Herpotrichiellaceae. The transcript has 2 exons. Bases 1 to 1158 code for a protein of 385 amino acids. Gene Ontology annotation, molecular function: NAD+ binding; histone deacetylase activity, NAD-dependent.
AUGGGCAACGACAACUCGACUCCCGUGGAUGAAUCUGUUCCACCGUCGCGCCUGAUCUCACGAAACUUGGAGGGAGUGGCGAGAUAUAUUAAAGAGAAUGAUGUCAAGAAAAUUGUGGUCAUGACAGGCGCUGGCAUAAGUACUUCGGCCGGCAUUCCUGAUUUCAGGUCCCCAGAGACAGGCCUAUAUGCCAACCUUGCGCGAUUGAACCUUCCCUAUGCUGAGGCAGUGUUCGACAUCUCCUACUUCAGAACGAACCCUCAUCCGUUCUAUACCCUGGCGCACGAACUCUAUCCUGGGAAAUACCGUCCAACGAUCACUCACUCCUUUAUCAGCCUGCUCCACCAGAAGGGAAUGUUGUUGCAACUCUUCACUCAGAAUAUCGACUGUUUGGAACGUGAAGCUGGUGUUCCUGCAGACAAAAUAGUCGAAGCGCAUGGAUCCUUUGCGACUCAGAGGUGUAUCGAUUGUCAAACAGAAUAUCCAGAUGAGCUCAUGAAGGAUAACAUCAGCAAGAAGGAAGUCCCGCGCUGUGUUCGGAAAAAGUGUAAUGGGCUGGUCAAACCGGAUAUUGUAUUCUUUGGAGAGGCAUUACCAGAGGCAUUCCACAUGAAGCGAUCUCUUCCAGCACGGGCAGAUCUAGCGAUUGUGAUGGGGACGAGCUUGACAGUCCAGCCGUUUGCAAGUCUGCCUUCAUUUGUUAGCGAAGACACCCCUCGAGUGCUUAUUAACCUAGAACGAGUUGGCUCACUCGGUUCUCGACCGGAUGAUGUGUUACUGCUAGGAGAUUGCGACGAUGGUGUUCGGAAGUUUGCAGAUGUAAUGGGAUGGGGAGAAGAGCUGGAGCAGCUGUGGCAAAGCACGAAUCCUAACAAAGAAGAGAGGGAGAAACAACAAGAACCAGUGAAGACUCGCCAAGAGGCAUUGGAUGACGAGGUCGAGAAAUUGACAAGGGACAUUGACAAUUCACUGAAAUUAUCUGCAGAGACCAGUGAGAAGAUCAGAAAUGAACUGGAGCAUGUGAAGGCUGCCUCAGAUAAAUCUGCUCCAACCUCCUCUGAGAUUUUAACCGCUAACAAACUCACAAAACCCUCUGGCGGUCUCAGUCAUGUUUUCCCUCAUCUGAAGGAAGAUAAACCUGACAAACCCUCUCUUUGA